This is a messenger RNA of Setaria italica (foxtail millet), 1184 nucleotides long. RefSeq lists its product as uncharacterized. The transcript is spliced from 5 exons. The coding region runs from base 135 to 770 and encodes 211 amino acids. Lineage: Eukaryota; Viridiplantae; Streptophyta; Magnoliopsida; Poales; Poaceae. The record is from RefSeq and is a predicted model, not a curated record.
UCUCUCAGUCUGCCUGCCUGCCCCUUCCUGUCCUCUCUCUCGUGGCCUUGCGGCGCCGACUGGGCGAGCGGCGCCGCCCUUUGCCCCGUCUUCGCCGGGCCCUUCGCCGCCGACGAGCACCCACCCGGGUACGGAUGGAUCAGGAGGUGAAGGACUCAAGGCCCUCGAGGUCUCCCAGCGAGCCAAACCUCUUCCUGCAAUGGGGAAGCCGGAAGCGGCUGCGCUGUGUCAAGACGCGCGAUGACGGCUCACCAUCACCCUCGCCAUCUGAAGUUCUUAGACGUGUUGUGCCCCGUGCAACCCGGCCUCUUCUCGGAGCUGACAUCGCACCAUUUCGUUCGCCACGCCGCCCAAGCACCCUUCAACGCAGGAAAUCGGAUUCACCAGCGAACGAGUACAAGCAGUCAAUGGCACUCUCCCCAGAGAAGGACCGGUAUUACUCCACUAGGGGUUCUCCAUUUCCUUUUGAGGGGAAUGGGUUCGAUUUUGGUGGUUUAACCGAGGACAAGGGAACCACUGCAUUGCCAAGGUUCUUCAUUGCAUUGUCUAACAAGGAGAAGGAGGAGGAUUUCAUGGCAAUGAAGGGCUGCAAGCUCCCACAGAGGCCAAAGAAAAGACCCAAGCUGAUGCAGAAGUGCUUGCUUAUGGUGAGCCCAGGAGCUUGGUUGUCAGAUCUGUCACAUGAGAGAUAUGAAGUUCGAGAGAAGAAGAGUUCAAAAAAGAGGGCUAGAGGCUUGAAGGCUCUAAGCCUGGAGAGCGAUUCAGAAUAGAGGCGGUGUCAGAGUAUGAAUUUUGGACUUUUGACUUUAGCUGGAGGAAAAAAUCUCUAGUUAGGUGGCAAUGCUGUUUCUUCAAUUAGACAAAACCUCAGCAUCAAAUUCAACAGGGGGGCUAUCAAUGGCUGUUCUACUCUACCUUACUAGCUGUCCUGUCUCCCCUGCUGUACUUAAGUCCUCCUUUCGUUGAAGAAAUUAUAAAAAAAAAAAGCACUAUGCAUGUUGGGGAAAGAGUAUAUUAGGCCAGUUUCUGAUAGCGAGAUGCAACUUGAAAAUGGGUGUUGUCUGGAAACCCCAGGAUGUUCGGUUGUUGUAAACAUCUUCUGAUACAGUACUAGUGACCAGCUUGCUGGAGGAUAUAUGGUGGAUUGGUGGUCAUUUAAUCAAAUUGAUCUGUUGAAUUUGCAA